Parathielavia appendiculata is the source of this 423-nucleotide messenger RNA. RefSeq lists its product as uncharacterized. The record is from RefSeq and is a predicted model, not a curated record. Bases 92 to 364 code for a protein of 90 amino acids. Lineage: Eukaryota; Fungi; Ascomycota; Sordariomycetes; Sordariales; Chaetomiaceae. The transcript has a single exon.
GGGCGAUGUUAUACAAUUCUAGGCACGACCGGAGCAAGUGAGAGUCUCGUCUCAUGGUCUAGCUGCCAAGAAGCCGGCGUAUGAGGUGACAAUGAGACUCGCGUCAAAGUUCAGGACUUCCGUUACGAAACCUGCAUGGAGUGGUUGGAUCCGACGCAAGCCAAGGCUGAGGGAACGAGGCGUGUGGAGGCGAAACAAAGAGUGGAGACACGCAGAUCCCUCCUCUUCAGCCUCGCUGGGUGACGCCAUGCAAGUUCCUCAGCUGUUCGUGAUCAACAAGACCGAGCGUAUUACGUGUGUAUGUGUGUAUGGAGUACUGUGUGUGUGGGCUAAAGAAAUAAGUAUCCAUGGAAAGCUGAAAUGACGAUUUCAUACAAGAUCUCACUUAUGGGCUGGCAGGCACUUGUGCUCUCUGCAGGUUCU